UGUUCAUUCAAGUUUGGCUGUCGGUGGAGAUUCCGUAUACAAAUUUCUCAAAGUCAGUUUUUCUAAAGUCAUUAACAAAUACAUUUUUGAGGGAAAUUUACUUUUCACUCUGGAUUAUCCCGGUGAAUGUUACAGCUGUGAAAGUACAAUAGAAGAAUAAUUCGAAGGCUAAAACAAUGGGAAUUAAAUUCCUUGAGGUGAUCAAACCAUUCUGCAGUAUACUGCCAGAAAUUGCUAAACCGGAGCGCAAGAUUCAAUUUAGAGAGAAGGUACUAUGGACGGCGAUAACGCUUUUCAUAUUCUUAGUUUGCUGUCAGAUUCCUUUAUUUGGCAUCAUGAGUUCAGAUUCAGCUGAUCCCUUUUAUUGGAUCCGUGUCAUUUUGGCUUCAAAUAGAGGAACUCUCAUGGAAUUGGGUAUAUCGCCUAUUGUCACGUCUGGCCUGAUAAUGCAAUUGCUGGCUGGCGCUAAAAUUAUUGAAGUGGGCGAUACGCCUAAAGAUCGAGCACUUUUCAAUGGCGCACAAAAAUUGUUUGGCAUGGUCAUUACAAUUGGUCAGGCAAUAGUAUAUGUAAUGACUGGUAUGUAUGGUGAUCCUUCGGAGAUUGGUGCCGGUGUUUGUUUGCUGAUUAUUAUUCAACUUUUUGCGGCCGGCUUAAUUGUCCUGCUGUUGGAUGAAUUGCUGCAAAAGGGUUAUGGUUUGGGUUCAGGUAUUUCGCUAUUCAUUGCAACCAAUAUUUGCGAGACCAUAGUUUGGAAAGCAUUUUCGCCUACGACAGUCACCACCGGCCGCGGUACUGAAUUUGAAGGUGCCGUUAUCGCUCUUUUCCAUCUUAUGGCUACUCGGAAUGAUAAAGUACGAGCAUUGCGAGAAGCUUUCUAUCGUCAAAAUUUACCUAAUUUGAUGAACCUUUUAGCGACGGUUUUGGUGUUUGCGGUAGUCAUAUAUUUUCAGGGAUUCAGAGUGGAUUUACCAAUCAAAUCUGCACGUUAUCGUGGUCAAUAUAGCAGCUAUCCUAUCAAAUUAUUCUAUACCUCCAAUAUACCCAUCAUUUUGCAAUCAGCUCUCGUAUCUAAUUUGUAUGUUAUAUCGCAAAUGUUGGCCGUCAAAUUUCAAGGCAAUUUCUUUAUAAACUUGCUUGGCGUGUGGGCAGAUGUUGGUGGUGGCGGUCCUGCUCGGUCCUAUCCAAUUGGAGGUCUUUGCUAUUACUUGUCGCCGCCUGAAAGCGUAGGUCACAUACUGACUGAUCCUAUUCAUGCUAUUCUUUACAUAGUGUUUAUGCUGGGCUCUUGCGCUUUCUUUUCCAAAACAUGGAUAGACGUAUCCGGCAGUUCAGCUAAAGAUGUUGCUAAACAAUUAAAAGAGCAGCACAUGGUUAUGCGUGGUCAUCGGGAGAACUCAAUGAUUCAUGAAUUAAACCGUUAUAUUCCCACAGCAGCUGCAUUUGGUGGUUUGUGCAUUGGUGCGCUAUCGGUUUUAGCCGAUUUUCUAGGCGCCAUUGGUUCAGGCACGGGUAUACUAUUAGCCGUUACUAUAAUCUACCAAUACUUUGAGAUUUUUGUAAAAGAACAGUCCGAGAUGGGCGGUAUGGGAACACUAUUGUUUUAAACUCCAUAGUGCACCAUUGUGCGCUAAGUUUCCUUUAGUUAUCUGCUGUCUUUUUCCGAGGUUGUUGUUUAUUUCUAAAUUUUAUUAGAAUAAAAUUUAAGUUUUCCAGUGAGAGUUUAAACACUUAUAAAGAGCAACACACUGCUAAACACAGCAAAAAAAACAACCGCAAUAUAGUUCCCUCCAAAAUUUCGUCAUGAUAAUCAUCAGAAAGGGCAUUUUUAUGCAAUUAGAAAUACUUAAUAUCUUUCCAUUUCGUUUUAGGCAAUCUAACGAGAUAUUUGGAUAUGUGUUUACAUUUUUGGAGAGCUAAGCUUUAAUAUUAUUUUUGAAUUUUUUUUUUUUUUUUUGUAAAUUUAUUUUAUCUCACUAUAAAAACCCAUAAACCGAACAUACAAGACUUAUUUCUGUUUAAUGUUGUUUCAAGAAAUUUUAUAUAAACUUUAUUUGACAGUUCUUUGUGCUUUUUUCCGGAAA
Molecule: messenger RNA, 2084 nt
Organism: Glossina fuscipes
Lineage: Eukaryota; Metazoa; Arthropoda; Insecta; Diptera; Glossinidae
Gene: Sec61alpha
Product: protein transport protein Sec61 subunit alpha
Exons: 5
Coding region: 177-1607 (476 amino acids)
Biological process (GO): post-translational protein targeting to membrane, translocation; SRP-dependent cotranslational protein targeting to membrane, translocation
Cellular component (GO): membrane; Sec61 translocon complex
Molecular function (GO): signal sequence receptor activity; transmembrane protein transporter activity; ribosome binding
Source: RefSeq, a predicted model, not a curated record